Messenger RNA from Quercus lobata, 392 nucleotides. RefSeq names its product protein FAR1-RELATED SEQUENCE 11-like. NCBI's taxonomy places the organism in Eukaryota, Viridiplantae, Streptophyta, Magnoliopsida, Fagales, Fagaceae. Bases 29 to 355 code for a protein of 108 amino acids. The transcript has 2 exons. The record is from RefSeq and is a predicted model, not a curated record. Gene Ontology annotation, biological process: regulation of DNA-templated transcription.
UACUACUUACAAAGUAAAUGCAUAUGACAUGCCUUUUGGUAUUUUUGUUGGUAUCAAUAAUCAUGGAAAGACAAUUCUCUUUGGUUGUGCACUUCUUCGAAAUGAAACAACUAGUGCAUUUCAAUGGUUAAUGAAGACUUUUGCAAAUUUAAUGAAGAAGUCACCUAAGGCAAUUUUAACAGACCAAGAUCCAUGGAUUACAGAAGCAAUAUCAAAAGAAUUGCCAUCCACAAAACAUGCUUUUUGUAUAUGGCACAUUACUGCUAAAUUUAGUGGUUGGUUUACAGCAAUUCUUCGUAGUCAAUAUUCAAAUUGGUGCAUAGAUUUCUACAAGCUAUAUAAGUUAGACUCGUGAAGAAUUUGAGCAUCAAUGGUCUCAAGUAAUGGCAAAA